CUCUGACUCGUCUUGUCUUUUGGCAUCGAAGCUUCUCUGGACUCACCGGCCCUGCAUCUCCAUCUGUUUAUAUUCAUAUUAUUUAUUAUAUUUCCACCCUGAACCCUACUGGAGUGUGUCGUCUUUUUUUUUUUUUAGAAGAGAAAGGCUUCCAGGGAUGGAGUCGAUGCCCGGACAGCUUCGAGACGCGGGACGAGACGCCAGCUCUUCCCCCAGUUUAAAGCAGGACGCACAGAGCUUCACCAGCCCCAGCUCCCUCAAACCAAACCAAGUGAGUGAGACCUCCUUGUACGGGGUGCCCAUCGUUUGUCUGGUCAUAGACGGUAAGGAGAGACUCUGCCUGGCGCAGAUUUCCAACACCCUGCUGAAAAGCUACAGCUACAACGAGAUACACAACCGCCGGGUCGCUUUGGGCAUCACCUGUGUGCAGUGUACCCCUGUCCAGCUGGAACUCCUGCGGCGCGCCGGUGCCAUGCCAAUCUCCUCCAGGCGCUGCGGCAUGAUCACCAAACGGGAGGCCGAGCGGCUCUGCAAGUCCUUUCUGGGAGCGCAUAGCCCCCCAAAGCUACCAGAAAAUUUCGCAUUUGACGUGUCUCAUGAUUGCGCCUGGGGCAGCAGGGGCAGCUUCAUACCCGCCAGAUACAACAGCUCCAGAGCAAAGUGCAUCAAAUGCACCUUUUGCAACAUGUAUUUCUCCCCAAAUAAAUUCAUUUUCCACUCUCAUCGCACCCCAGAGUCCAAGUAUUUGCAGCCGGACGCGGCCAACUUCAAUUCGUGGAGGCGCCACCUGAAACUGACGGAAAAAAAACCAUCUGAGGACAUAAACCACGCGUGGGAGGAUGUUAAGGCCAUGUUCAACGGUGGGAGUAGAAAGAGGACACUUCCUAUGAGUGGGUCGGGAAUGUCCUCGUCUAUGAAAUCGCAGGCCUCCUCCAGCCUUGUCCAAACCAGUUCCCCUGAGAUCCCCCACAAAACUUUACGGCGCGACGAGGAUCAGGGGAAUAAUAACCUGAGUUUGGCGAGCAGCGCACGGAGCUACCCGGUCAUCCCGGUGCCCAGCAAGAGCUUUGGCAUGCUUCAGAAAAUCCCUCCGCCCCUGUUCCCCCACCACCCCUAUGGCUUCCCCGGCUAUGGGCUGUGUCAGAAAAAGAAUGACGGUGUGCCUGAUGCGAACAAAACCAACGUCCCUGGUGUGUUUUGGCCUGGUGCAAAAGACACCCUCUACCCUGCUUUCCCUGUGUUUUGGCCUACAGCUGGCGGCCUCCCCUUGCCGCCCUAUCCGGGCUCUCCGCCCAAACCCCCAGAGCUGCCAGGCGUCCGGCAGGGCGAGCUCGACUUAUCGGACCAAAGCGACCGGGGCGCAAACACACCCAAAGACAACAACCAUCACCAACACCACCAGCAGGACGCAGGAGAGCGCUGCCCCAGCUCCCAGUCCUCCACCAACAGGAACGACGAGGACAAGUCCGGCGACGAGACCCCCCAGAGGAAAAUCAGCUACAUCUCGGCCUUCAGACCCGUCGUCAAAGACGCAGAGACCAUCGCCAAACUCUACGGCAACCGGGACAGCUACGGAGUGCGCCCCGGCUACCUGUCCCCGGAUUUUGUCAGCGAGAGCUCCAGUUACAGAUCGGUAUCACCAGACAGAGACAGUGUGGUGGACGACGACGAUCCGGACGUGGACGUGGAGUCCAACCGGGGACAGGAGGACGAGGAGCUGAUCCGGAUCUCUCCAGGAGGGGACCAGCAUGACUCCCCCAUGCCGGACCGGGUCUCCUCGGGUGCUGAGGAGAGCCAGGAGCAGCCAGCCUCCAGCCCCGGAGCAGCAUCAGCAUCAGCGGAGGACUCCGUGCACACUGGGUCAUCAGAUGAGGACAGACAGAUGCGUAAUGGCUCUCCUCUUCAUGAAGUGUACGCUCAUGAAAAGGACGGCCACGUGCUCCUCAACGAGCCCUCGUCGUUUGGGUCGAAACAAUCGAGCAGCCCCCGCAGAUCAAACGGUUUGCAUCACGUGUCUGAACAACAGAUCCAACGCAACUAUCAGGAGCAAAAGGACAGACAAGCCGAUGGAGCUUUACGCAUCGACAUCAGCGUGCAUGAAAGAGAUCUGGAGAACAUGGCUAAAGAGGAGUUGCAGAAGCAGCUUGUGGAGCAAGUGGAGCUGAGGAAAAAGUUGGAGAGAGAAUUUCAGCAUUUAAAAGAUAAUUUUCAGGAUCAAAUGAAGCGUGAGCUGUCCUACAGAGAGGAAAUGGUCCAGCAGCUGCAGAUUGUUAGAGACACUUUGUGCAGCGAGUUGGACCAAGAGAGAAAGGCUCGUUAUGCAAUACAGCAGAAGCUAAAAGAAGCUCAUGACGCCCUUCAUCAUUUCUCCUGCAAGAUGUUGACCCCUCGCCAGUGUACCGGAGCCUGCACCUUCAAGCCCCCGCUGCUGCCUCCCUAGUGCCCAGCACAGCCAAAAACACACACACACACACACACACACACUCAAACACACACACACACACAAACACACACAAGAGCUCCCGUGUGUUCACUUCACACCUGUAACCCAAGGAUUACCACCCUACUGUAUAGAUAUUGAUUUCAGCACUUGAGUGAAUACGUGGAGACUCGGAGGAGAUGUUUGGCAGCGACGUCUCCCCCCCAACAAACUGAACUCUUGUGUUAAAGAGAUCAAGAUUUACUUAAAACGUGACAUUGUGAAUCAAAGGAUGUUGAUCUGAAGCUGCAAAGCUCAACCAGAGGAGUCUCUCUGAAUCAAAGCCGUCUGCUCUUUAGCUAUCCUGAAAAGGAAAAAAAAACACCAUAUACAUACAUAUAUAUAUAUAUAUAUAUACAUAUAUAUAUAUAUCACGUGACGAUGUGCAAUGGCUUGUAUAAUUGUGACAUUAAGUUCAAAUGUAUCUCAUUAUUCAGCUUUUGUUGCUUGUUUGAAUAUCUUGAGUUUUUACAUAUAUUUGUUAUUUAUCUGUCUUUAGUUUAAUUUAUUGUUUAGAUUCUUUGUAACACUGUAUAUGUUGUUAAGCACUUUAAAUGGGCAACAUUUCUGAAUUUGACCAUUCCUCCCGAUACCAAAUUCUUAGAGGGAUCAUUAUGUUUUAAAAUAGAGCACAUUAUUAUGAGCACUUACUUCAACAGCCCUUGAAAUCAUUCAAAAAAAAACAAAAGGAAAAAAAAGACUUUCUUUCACCAAGUCAUGUGUCAUAAAAACUUUGAGGUAAUU
Messenger RNA from Thunnus maccoyii (southern bluefin tuna), 3223 nucleotides. RefSeq names its product SKI family transcriptional corepressor 1a (gene skor1a). Gene Ontology annotation, molecular function: DNA-binding transcription factor activity, RNA polymerase II-specific; RNA polymerase II cis-regulatory region sequence-specific DNA binding; SMAD binding. Bases 158 to 2440 code for a protein of 760 amino acids. The transcript has 9 exons. The record is from RefSeq and is a predicted model, not a curated record. Lineage: Eukaryota; Metazoa; Chordata; Actinopteri; Scombriformes; Scombridae. Gene Ontology annotation, cellular component: transcription regulator complex; nucleus. Gene Ontology annotation, biological process: negative regulation of BMP signaling pathway; negative regulation of transcription by RNA polymerase II.